Messenger RNA from Oryza sativa Japonica Group (Japanese rice), 2929 nucleotides. The record is from RefSeq and is a predicted model, not a curated record. Lineage: Eukaryota; Viridiplantae; Streptophyta; Magnoliopsida; Poales; Poaceae.
GUUCGGUUUCGAGGAUAGAUGCUUGCCUCAUGGGGAGCUUUAUUGCGGAUUUAGGAAAAAAAGCGUGGUUUGCGUGGGAUUGGGGGAUUUGUGGCGGGUUGGGAUUAGUUUAGGAUUGGUUUGGUGUUGGAUUGGUGGUAAUCUGGAGGUAAAAGGUGGGAGUUUUUUUUUUCCUUUCUGGGUGGAGAUCCCCUGCGGGGUAUCGGGUGAUGGAGAUGCUCGGGCUUCUUUUAGAGCGCCGAUGGCGGCAUUCGAUUCCGUUGAAAGGGCAGUGGUGGUAGCAAAGCGGGCUGCGUCUUUAAGGGGGGGGGGGGGGGGGCUCGCGAUGGCGAUGAAUGCCUCAGAUUGAUUCCACUCCGAUCUUUUCCUAUUCCCGAUUCAUUGCUUGAUUGAUUUGCCAUGACAUGAUUGGAAGGAGCACCGAAGGGUGUAGCACAAGGCCGAGUUGCAUGGGGCGAUAAUGCCAGAGUUGCGGGGUGGUGUUUGGAGAGCUCGUCUGAGGUCCAAGAAGGUUUACGACGUCCAGGACGCAGAUCCAGCUGCGAGUCCGGUGUCGCCAGCUCCGCGGGGGAGGACUGGAAGGCGCGGCGGUGCUGCGGCUGGCAGAGGCAACAAGACAGUUGCUGAGGGAGGAGGGAGGAAAGCUCUGAAGCCUAGAGGAAAGGGGUGCAGGGCUGUUGAUUUGUGUAAGGAUCAACCUUGCAAGGACCUCCCUGAAGUUAUUGCUAGAAAGGCGGUUACCGGCAAAGCCCAGGAGGACCUUGGUUUGAACAAGGUAGCUGACAGAGCUGCGAACUUGAUGAUGGACGGCGAAAGUGGAGACAAAUUUGCUGCGGCAGAAGAUGAAUCCACUACAACACCAGUUCCUGAGCGGGUUCAAGUAGGCAAUUCCCCAGAGUAUAUAACUGAUAGGAAGUUGGGUAAAGGUGGAUUUGGUCAGGUCUAUGUUGGUCGAAGAGUAUCUGGUGGAGGUUCUCGCACGGGUCCAGAUGCGCAAGAGGUUGCGCUUAAAUUUGAGCACCGAAGCAGUAAAGGAUGUAACUAUGGCCCUCCAUACGAGUGGCAGGUUUACCACACUCUCAAUGGUUGUUAUGGCAUACCAUCAGUCCACUAUAAGGGUCGUUUGGGAGACUACUACAUUCUUGUAAUGGAUAUGCUUGGUCCCAGCCUCUGGGAUGUGUGGAAUUCAGUGGGACAGGCGAUGUCUGCCCAUAUGGUUGCUUGCAUUGCUGUGGAAGCGAUAUCAAUUCUUGAGAAGCUUCACUCUAAAGGGUUUGUACAUGGUGAUGUCAAACCAGAGAAUUUUUUGCUUGGUCAUCCUGGGUCAGUUGAUGAGAAGAAGCUUUUCCUGAUUGAUCUUGGUUUAGCAUCCAGGUGGAAAGAAGCAUCAUCUGGUCAGCAUGUUGACUAUGAUCAGAGGCCAGAUGUCUUUAGGGGAACAAUUAGAUACGCUAGCGUCCAUGCCCACUUAGGUCGUACAGGUAGCAGGAGGGAUGAUUUAGAGUCACUGGCUUACACCCUAAUCUUUUUAAUAAGAGGGAGAUUACCUUGGCAAGGGUAUCAGGGAGAUAACAAGAGUUUUCUUGUUUGUAAGAAGAAAAUGGCUACUUCACCAGAGUUGCUGUGUUGCUUCUGUCCAGCUCCGUUCAAACAUUUUCUAGAGAUGGUCACUAACAUGAAAUUUGACGAAGAGCCAAACUAUCCAAAACUUAUUUCUCUCUUUGAUGGUUUGAUUGAAGGGCCUGCUUCAAGGCCCAUCAGAAUUGAUGGAGCUCUGAAGGUUGGGCAAAAACGUGGAAGAAUGGUUGUAAAUCUUGACGAUGAUGAACAGCCCAAGAAGAAAGUUAGGUUGGGAAGCCCAGCAACUCAAUGGAUCUCAGUUUAUAAUGCUAGGCGGCCCAUGAAGCAGAGAUAUCACUAUAAUGUUGCUGAUUCAAGGCUGCAUCAGCAUAUAGAAAAAGGCAAUGAAGAUGGGCUGUACAUUAGUUGUGUCUCUUCUUCCGCAAAUUUUUGGGCUCUCAUAAUGGAUGCUGGGACUGGCUUUUGUUCCCAAGUUUAUGAGCUUUCACAAGUGUUUCUGCACAAGGAUUGGAUUAUGGAGCAGUGGGAGAAGAAUUAUUACAUAACGGCAAUAGCAGGAGCAACCAAUGGAAGCUCAUUGGUUGUAAUGUCCAAAGGAACUCCAUACACACAGCAGUCAUACAAAGUCAGUGAAUCCUUUCCUUACAAGUGGAUUAACAAAAAGUGGAAAGAAGGUUUCCAUGUGACAUCUAUGGCUACUGCUGGAAACCGUUGGGGAGUUGUCAUGUCAAGAAAUGCAGGCUAUUCCCAUCAGGUGGUAGAGUUGGACUUUCUAUAUCCAAGUGAAGGGAUCCAUCGGCGAUGGGAGACAGGUUACAGAAUAACUUCGACUGCAGCAACUCCUGACCAAGCUGCCUUCAUCUUGAGCAUACCAAAGAGGAAGCCAAUGGACGAGACACAAGAAACUCUUCGAACUUCCUCCUUUCCCAGCAACCAUGUCAAGGAAAAAUGGUCAAAGAACCUAUACAUCGCUUCAAUCUGCUACGGCCGGACCGUAUGCUGACAGCUUCAACAUUUCGAAGCUCCAAUGUGAAGCCAUGUCUAGCUACUACUAGCAUUUUGCAGUGAGCUGCCAACCGAUCAAAUCUCCCUUGAUUGGGAGAUCUGAAGCAAGGAAAAAAAAAAGAAACAAAUCAAUGGCUGACAUCACCGGCCUCUUGCAGCCAUCUAUUCUAACUGUAAAAAUUGAAAAAAAAAAUCAUGGCAAAUGUUGUACCAGAUCGGAUAUGGAGACCUUUGUCCAUAAGCUAAGCUAGUAUAAGCUGCAUGGCGGUGCUAAGAUCAUAUUGUUCUCACAUACGGAGUAUAUAUAUAUCAUACUACUCUCUCUGUUUCAGAUUAUAAGAUA